AUUGACAGCUGCUAACGUCAACGUCACGUUUCACAUUCGAUCUAAAAAAUACAUUUCCUAAUGCUUUGUUUUCUAUUUCCAUAUAUUUUAUUAAUAAAUUUAUAAAAUGUCUAAUGACCCGCUUAACGAAAUAUUAGAAUUUUUAAAGCCAGAGGCUAGGAUAGAUUUAAAACAUAUAUCAUUGGACCACUUGGUUGGAUUGUCCGGUACUGAAGAAGGUAUCUGCACAUUGUUACAAAAUGAACAAAUAAUUCGUAAUGUAAUAGAAUUAAGUGACGACAAAGUGGAGGAAAUCGCUAAAAAUGCUCUACUUCUUCUUGUAAACAUCACAGCAACCGCUAAGGGGGCGGCAGAAUUGUUAAAAUACAAACCAAAUACACAUAAAAACAUAUUAGAAUUACUUAUAGGUUAUGUUCUGAAUCCACAGAAGAGAAACGCCGAUGCGGCGUGUAUGAUACUUUCCAACGUUACUAGACUGGAAAAUCAAUUGGAAAUAUGUAUAGACACAUUUUUACCGCAUUUAAAUGAUAUCUUAAAUGCAUUUGUCAACAUAGAAUUUAACAAAAAAGGAUCUAACCUCAAUUAUUUGGCGCCAAUGUUUAGUAACUUAAGUUGUAGUAGUAGAAUAAGGAAAUGGCUGACCGAGGAGAGUCCACAUGUACCAUUAAUAAAAUUAUUGCCGUUUUGUAACUUUGAUCAGUCAGUUAUUCGAAGAGGUGGUGCUUUAAGCACUAUACGUAACUUAUCAUUAGAUACAGAGUAUCAUACAUUCCUACUAAGCACAGAACUUGACUUGUUAACUUACUUAUUGAGUCCGUUGAUGGGCAACGAAGAUUAUCCUGAUGAAGAAAUGGAUAUGUUGCCAAUAGCACUUCAAUAUUUACCGAAAGAAAAGAAACGUGAAACCGAUGUUGAUAUACGUAAAAUUGUGUUGGAGACAUUGAAUAAAUUAUGUAGUAAGAGGCACGGUAGAGAGAUAUUGAGGGAGAAUGGGGUGUAUUAUGUUUUACGGGAAUACCACAAGUGGGAGAAAGAUCCUAAGGUGUUAUUAACAUGCGAAAAUGUUGUUGAUAUAUUAAUACAGAAGGAGGAAGAAGUGGGCGCAGAAGAUUUGUCUACAGUUAACGUACCUGAUGAUAUGGUGGAGAAGUUUCAGAAGAUGGAUGAAGAUUAUUUAAAGAAUGUUGAAUAAAUUAUGUUGUAUUAA
Galleria mellonella (greater wax moth) is the source of this 1207-nucleotide messenger RNA. RefSeq names its product protein HGH1 homolog. Bases 107 to 1192 code for a protein of 361 amino acids. The record is from RefSeq and is a predicted model, not a curated record. The transcript has a single exon. Lineage: Eukaryota; Metazoa; Arthropoda; Insecta; Lepidoptera; Pyralidae.